AUGAAUUCCAUCGUCUCCUUCGGUGGUAAGGCGGUGUUCAUCGUCACCAUGGCGAUGUUGCACUGCCUUGUCGUUGGCACCAUCAUCACCAUCUCCUUCCAGCUUGCGUGCAUCAUCAGGGAAUUGCUUGCUCUGGUACGUGUCUGGACCGAUUGGAUGGCCACCCUUUUCUCGAGCAUUCCCGCCUUGCUACCGGAACCUCUCCUACACUGCUUCGAGAUCUUGGUUGUCUCUCCUCUCCGUGGCUGUCGACUCAUCAUGGUGGCUUGGUCCGCCAGAGUCAUCGGCGUCGAUACUGCCGCCGAUGUAAGCGUCAGAGGGUGGACAAACGAAGUCUGCAAUGCCGUCUGUAUGUUCGUUUUUUCCGAACUCGCCUCUCUGACCUUUACGCUCAUCGACCAUCUCGAUCAUGCCCUCUCGGAGGACGAGGGGAUGGACCGCGCCGAUAGGAAGCGAACGACCGCCGAGGCCUCUUUCCGGUCCCCUGCGAGUAAAGCUCUUGGGCUGGAGGACUCUACCGAGCGCCGGAGUGAAGUUGGAGAGCUCGAAUUCGAAGUCGUAGACGAGGGAGAGGAUCAGCAGACGCUCCGUCUACAGCUGGGUGGCGAGGACACACACCUCUAUCCAGGAGGCCGGUUUGACAAGGAGACCUCGUACGAGGAGCAUCUGCUGGACCAUGUCCUUCGGACACGCCGUGCCACUUUUUCCAUCAGUCCAACACAGCCGGCAUGGGAGAACUCCAUGAUGGAGUGGGAGAGCACCGGAGUGUCACUCACCUUGAGCGUCCCUCCUGUCGACGAGGGUUGGGAGUUGAUGGACCUUGAUGAUGCCUGCCAGCUGCACAGCUCUCACCAGCGGCUCCAGGAGACGCCCGGCGCAGCCGAGAUAGUGAAGAUUGAGUGCUCUGCGGCGUGCGAAAGCGACGCCCUUCUCGACCAGUACUUGAAUCUCCAUAACCCAUCUCUCACCGCCGACGAGGCGCGCGCUGCCGGACCGGCACCUCGCAGCGAAGAUUUGUAUGGAGUCAAAAAUGAGAGCAUGCCUGAUGUUGGCACUUUGCCGCCAUCGGCCUUCCUGACUGUUGAUGACGUGCAUCACGUCUUUAACGAGAUCGUUAAUGCCUUUUCCAUAUUGACGCUGAGCUCUGAGAAUGACGCUUCCGCAUCCGUCGCUGCCGCCAGAGUCGCGCUGGCCAACACACCGACGUCGGUUCCAGACGACAGGCUGGCCGUGACGAAGGCUGUUCCAGACCCUAUCGACGAGUUUUUCGCCGCUGGAGUGGAGAGACGAACGUUGGACGAUUUUCUCGUGGUUUUAGACGACAACCUCCCCGUCUGGACACCGCCGAAAGGGGACUCAGAGGGCAGAGCAGAUAGGCAAGACGUGAGCCCCUCGGUCCUAGGCGGCUCUGCCUUGCCCGUCCAGGAACAAGAAACGCAAGCCAAGGAAGUGUCUAUCGUAGAGACCAAAGCGACACCGGAAGUUGCCCCCGAGAGUCUGUCGUUGGAGGAGCCGAUUGACUGGGCCGCACUCUUGGAGGAAGACUUUGAGACUGUGUGGACAGCUGCCGAGGCGGAGGCGGCGCCGGCACCUCUCGUUCCCUACAACUACGUUCCAUCGAUUAGUUUCGCCAGCAUACCGACAACUGAGCCGUUGCGUAUCAAGCUCCAGGACCCAUCGGGGGUACAGCUAAAGGGCAAGGGAGGGAGCGAGGACGCCAAGGAGGCGGCCAAGACGAAAGAAGACACACCGGGAAGCAAUCCCACGCCUCGUCGUAUCGACUCCCAGCCAAGUGCAGAAUCCCCGGCCCAAGUCGUCUUCGUGGCAGGUGAUGACGACGCUCGGCCGAAAUCUCCCAAAGAACUGGUCAGCAAGCUUUUGGCAGGACCGAAUGCAACUUCGACAGACACCGCCGCAUCAUCGUCGUCGCUGUCCAGCCAGCAGGGCCUGGCACCGGACACAACGGGCGCAGCAAGCAAUCCAAGCGAGAGCGCCUUGAAGCUCAAAAAGCAGGUGGAACGCAGAAGGAGGAAACCCCCGAGCUUGUUUAUCAAGCGGAGGUAG
Molecule: messenger RNA, 2064 nt
Organism: Drechmeria coniospora
Lineage: Eukaryota; Fungi; Ascomycota; Sordariomycetes; Hypocreales; Ophiocordycipitaceae
Exons: 2
Coding region: 1-2064 (687 amino acids)
Source: RefSeq, a predicted model, not a curated record